Corvus hawaiiensis (hawaiian crow) is the source of this 5947-nucleotide messenger RNA. RefSeq names its product kinesin light chain 1 (gene KLC1). The transcript is spliced from 16 exons. Bases 313 to 2226 code for a protein of 637 amino acids. The record is from RefSeq and is a predicted model, not a curated record. Gene Ontology annotation, biological process: axo-dendritic transport. Lineage: Eukaryota; Metazoa; Chordata; Aves; Passeriformes; Corvidae. Gene Ontology annotation, cellular component: membrane-bounded organelle; cytoplasm; kinesin complex. Gene Ontology annotation, molecular function: kinesin binding.
CCGCAGCAGCAGCAGCCGGGCGGUGGUGGCGGCUGCCGGCAGCUGUCAGCGCCCGCUCUGCCGGCGCCGACCACCGCGGCCCUGCCAGCGCCUUGCGGGAGGCACUGAGUGCGCCGUGGUGCUGAUUCGCUUCUUUCUCACCUUCCCUCCCUCUCUCCGGUCCUCUCUCCCCCCCAAAAAACCCUUUUCCUUCCUCCCUUCCGCCCGCCCAUCGCUGACAUCCUCCUCCGGCCGCCUCCCCGCCCCGGGCUGCGCGGCCCCUGCCGCCCCAGCGAGCGCUGCGCACAUCACUCGAGCUGCAGCACCGAGCGAAUGUAUGAAAACAUGUCCACAAUGGUGUAUUUAAAAGAAGAGAAGUUGGAGAAGCUUACUCAAGAUGAAAUCAUUGCCAAAACUAAGCAAGUGAUUAAUGGACUAGAGGCACUGAAGAAUGAACAUAAUUCAAUUUUACAGAGCUUACUUGAAACGCUGAAAUGUUUGAAGAAAGAUGAUGAAACUAAUCUGGUUGAAGAAAAAUCAAACAUGAUUCGAAAGUCACUGGAAAUGCUGGAGCUUGGCCUUAGUGAAGCACAGGUAAUGAUGGCCUUGUCAAAUCACUUAAAUGCAGUGGAAUCAGAGAAGCAGAAAUUGCGGGCUCAGGUUCGCCGGCUAUGCCAGGAAAAUCAGUGGCUACGGGAUGAACUGGCCAAUACACAGCAGAAACUACAGAAAAGUGAGCAGUCUGUAGCUCAGCUGGAGGAAGAAAAGAAACAUCUAGAAUUCAUGAAUCAAUUAAAAAAAUAUGAUGAUGAUAUUUCACCAUCAGAGGAUAAAGAUACGGAUUCCACCAAAGAGCCCUUGGAUGAUCUGUUUCCCAAUGAUGAAGAUGACCAAGGACAAGGAAUUCAACAGCAGCAUAGCAGUGCAGCAGCUGCUGCCCAACAAGGUGGCUAUGAAAUUCCAGCGAGAUUACGGACCCUACAUAAUCUUGUUAUCCAGUAUGCUUCCCAAGGUAGAUAUGAGGUUGCUGUACCUCUCUGUAAACAAGCUCUUGAAGAUCUGGAGAAGACUUCAGGUCAUGACCAUCCUGAUGUUGCCACUAUGUUGAACAUACUUGCUUUGGUGUACAGAGACCAGAACAAAUACAAAGAUGCAGCAAAUCUCCUGAAUGAUGCCUUGGCCAUCCGUGAAAAGACUUUGGGCAAAGAUCAUCCAGCGGUGGCAGCAACUCUUAACAAUCUUGCAGUACUCUACGGUAAACGGGGGAAGUACAAAGAAGCGGAACCGUUGUGUAAGCGAGCUCUGGAAAUCAGAGAAAAGGUCCUGGGGAAAGAUCACCCUGAUGUUGCCAAGCAAUUAAAUAACUUGGCUUUGCUAUGCCAGAACCAGGGUAAAUAUGAGGAGGUUGAAUAUUACUAUCAGAGGGCACUUGAAAUCUACCAAACUAAGCUGGGACCAGAUGAUCCAAAUGUUGCAAAAACAAAGAACAAUCUGGCAUCCUGCUAUCUAAAACAGGGCAAGUUUAAGCAAGCGGAAACCUUAUACAAAGAGAUUCUUACUCGCGCUCAUGAACGGGAGUUUGGCUCUGUAGAUGAUGAAAAUAAGCCUAUCUGGAUGCAUGCAGAAGAGAGGGAAGAAUGCAAAGGAAAGCAAAAAGAUGGCACAUCUUUUGGAGAGUAUGGUGGCUGGUACAAAGCUUGCAAAGUUGACAGUCCAACAGUAACAACUACUUUAAAGAACCUUGGGGCACUUUACAGACGACAGGGCAAAUUUGAAGCUGCUGAAACAUUAGAAGAGGCAGCAAUGAGAUCUCGUAAACAGGGUCUUGACAAUGUUCACAAACAGAGAGUGGCUGAGGUGCUGAAUGACCCUGAGAGCGUAGAGAAGCGGCGGAGCAGAGAAAGCCUCAACGUGGAUGUGGUAAAGUACGAGAGUGGCCCUGAUGGCGGCGAGGAAGUGAGUAUGAGCGUAGAGUGGAACGGGGAUGGCACUGGAUCUCUAAAGCGCAGUGGUUCCUUUAGCAAGCUCCGAGCCUCCCUUAGACGCAGCAGUGAGAAGCUGGUUAGGAAGCUGAAGGGAGGAAAUUCCCGGGACAGUGAACCAAAGAACCCAGGCAUGAAGCGUGCCAGUUCUCUGAAUGUUCUUAACAUGGGUGGCAAGGCUACUGAAGAUCAUUUUCAAGAACGAAAUAAUUGUCUGACAGAUUCGCGAGCUCUGAGUGUCAGUCAUUCUGAUCUGGCGCACUGAGAUUUGGGACAGAAGCUAGCUAAUAUUCCUGUGUGAAUAAAGAAGCACUGAGACCUUCAAAGCUUUGGUUCUUCAUCCUUGUGUAUAGGGACACCUAGUUUAUAGAUGAUGUUGGUUUUUUCCCAAUGGACUGCUGUUUUUACUUUUUAAAUAGGGACAGUUUUAAACACAGCAUUAGUGGGUGUUUUCUUCUAAGGGAAAACUAUAGAAACAUAUUGCUCAUUGCACUGCUCCUGUUCAUGCUACUUACAUAAAUUUCUUUAAUAGAUCUGACUAUUACAGCAGCCAAAAAAAAAAAAAAAAAAGUAAAAAUGCAGACACAUUCAAAGCAUACCAAAAUGCAACAGUGUUGGCAAAUGCAAGCAAAAUUAAAUGUGUGGCAGUAAAUACAUACAGUGCUGGAAUGAGAAAUGGAUAAAUUUAUGUGCAUUACUGUAGAAGUUCCAGUUGAGCAUUCAGUAGUGGUGGGGUUUGCCCUUGCACCACUGAUCCUUGUAAUGGUAGAAGCCUUGGCUGGCAAAACAGCACUUAGACACGACUGACUUAACCACUAGACUGAGCUAUUAAAUCUUACAGAAGUGAUGGUUGGGGGUAAGUUACAUUUAGAUAGAAUGAAUAGCAACACCUGUGACCAUAGCUUUUGAUAAUGUAAGUCUUAGGGCACAAUAAUCAAUGGAUAUAGGACGGUUUGUGUACAUCAGGAGAAAUGGAAAAACCCUUUACUUUGUGUGAUUGAAGAAUACUCAAGUUUCGGACUGCAACUGUCCCAGAGCAGCUGCUGCUGCUCUCAGGGAAACAUCGAGCCUCAGGUUGACUUUCUCGCUUGUCCACUGGAAUUCACAAUCCCAUUCUCUCUUUGCUGAAAGUGCCCAAUGUUUCCUUGUGCUGAUCCCAAAUCCUGCCUUUCUCCAUACCAGCUGGUGACAGCAGAAGCAGGCACCUGCACGUCGGGAUGUCACACUGCGGAGUGGCUGCUCUGCAAGGACUACUCCGUGCUAAGGGCCCUCGUGGAAGCGCUCAGUGGCCGUAAGUGGCAAGUGACCUGUGUGACCACAUAUCCAUGUUAAAUCCACUUAGUUAAUAUAUAUAUGCUGUCUGUAUACAGGACUGCUGCUGGAACUAUGUAUGUUUUAAGGAUUUUAUAGACAUUAGGAUUUCCUUUUGCUUUUCUGUAAAGCUUGUAAUUUUGUUCAUCUUUUGUAAAAAUUCUUAUUUGUGUGAAGUUGGAUGAGAAAGUAAAACCAAGCAGUGUGUGUACAAAUGUAUUUGUGGUCAUAGUUGCGAGUUGGAAAAUGUCGAACAAAAUUAACUUUGGGAAAAGCUGGAAAAUUCAUUCAAGGUCAGCACCAGCUGAAGGAGGUAAAAUAUAGGAACAUAUGCAAGUUUUAGUAUUUGAACAGGCUGUGAAAAGUCAUUAGAAUUAGUACUUAAUAGGAGUAUUUGACUGGGUUUGCACCUGGUUUUAAGUUGGUUACAGUAACUGAUGCAAAAAGUUGUCUGUGUAAUGCACUUAACAAUGUUUACCAGGAGGUACCGUCUGAGCAUCUCUGCAGAGGAAGCUGCGCAUGGUGCACCUGCUUUAGAGACAGUGUAGGAAUGGUGAGAGACAAUGCUGCUAAUAAUUAUGUAGAAGUUUUAGCACAUAGUGCAAUUCAUUAAUGAACUUGAGCAGGAACAGGUUGUUGCUCGGUUAUCCUAACAAUAGAUACUCAUAUAAUGUUGACUCUUGAGUUUUAAUCUUUUUAUUAAGAGCUUUUUAUAUUAAAAAAAUAUGUAAUAUAUAUACUUCUUUUUUUCCCCCUAAAGUAAAAUGUGUUGUAUGCCCCCACUGGUGAAUUGGGCUCUCUGCACAAAGGCAGACUGAGCUGGCUUUGCUAAAGAACCGUGUCAGGCUGCCAGGCCGGGGGUGCCCAUGUCCAGCCCCUGCUCCGGCCAGGAGCUGCUCCCUGCAGAUGCCCUCAGCAGUCCCUGUUCCGCACCAGUUGCUCCUGGUGCUGGAGACACCCACAAAAGUCUGGCUUCCAAAAAACCCCACAGAACUAUUCAGACACAGAACUGGUUUGGUAAUAAGGAAUUACUUAAACUGAAAGAUGUGAUUCCCACAUUCGUCUUUCAACUUUGAAGGAAAAUUAUUUUUUGCAACCUUUCAGAAAAGACCCCAACCCUGUGUAAAUAGCAAUAAAUUAUGUAACCAUGCCAAAUGACAGUGUACAGUAAGUUUCAAAGUGCAAGACUGUGGUAUGUUGAUGGUGAUAGUGAGGGAACUUUAUUGGUCAGGAUCUUGCUGUGGGUGGCAUUACUAAUACUGUGCUUUUAAAUGUUUUAAUCCUUUAUAUAGUAUUUUAAAGUGUGAUGGAAGCUUAAGUUGUUGAGCUAAUGCUUAUUAAACAAUUCUUAUAUUUAAGAGGUUAAUUUUUUUUUCCUGAGAAGAAACAAAAUUCAAGACUUCUUUAAUCCAUAAAACCCUGAGAAUAGUAGCCAGGUCCUUACUGUUAGGAGCCAGUGAGCUGUUUGCAGUUUGAGAACUUGUAAAAAAAGAAAAACCAAAUUAAAGUCAACAUUCCCUGUGUUUGAAUCAUGAAUGAGUUACUGUCAGGACAUGGUUUGUAUACAUUUAUAUUUCAGACAGGCUUCUCAGUUCACUUUUAUGCAAGAUUUGCUUUCUGGGUUUCCCCUUGUAAGGUUCCAGUUGUAGCUAAGAGUCUGCAUAAAGAAUAUAUCCAAAAUAUCCAAUUUUAUCUUUCUGGGAUGUUUUCAGCACCAAACUAAACAGCUCUGAUGAAACAGAAAACUGGAAAAGACCUUCAGAAUUGACAGAUACCUUGUUAGGAAAACUGCAGCCUUGGUAGUGCAGGUUGUUUUUAAUCUGGCUUUUUUGUCCUUGACUAAAAUUUGAAGGGUGAACUUGAAUAAAAACAUAAUGAGGACUCCACGUUAGGCCUCAGAUUCUCCUGCAAACAGUGGUGAGUGGGUGUACAGCAGGAUGUGGGAUGAAUUGUACAUGGAAAUGUUACUGAUAGAAGGUGCCUGUUGCCCUUCUGUCUCUGGUUGUGUGCUCUAUUGGCAAUAUUUGGUCUUGAGUUUAGAUCUUACUAAAUAGUCUUGUAAAAUGUAGUUGUUUCAUGAUUUGCUCCUCUCCUAGAGGAGUAACUGACCUAUUGCUGUGGUGUGUCUGCACUUACACAAUGCAGAAAGUGUCAGUUACCUACAAUUCGUACUUUUUCUUACAGUAAAUGACACCCUCGUCCCCCAAGCAUUCCUGAAUCGUAGUAAAUUAAAAUGGUUUUGAGCUUGAAAAGUAAUUGUACUUAAAUUGUAUCAUUUGAAUCCAGAGAUCUUGGAAAUGGUGUGGUUCUGUUGUAAAUAUCUAUUAAAAGGGGUGUGCAGUGCUGCAUUGACAGUGUGUUUACAGUAGUUGCUGAGUUGAAGUUCCUUUGGUUCUCGUUACGCAGGUCACGUGUUGUGUGUGAGGGCUGCUAAGAGAAUGGCAUUUUUGGUCAUGUAAGUGUGUACUGAGAAUAAAUGUUAACAGAUGUGAUGCUGAGAAGUUUAGUUUCCUUGUCAUCGAUUUACAGAAAUACAUGGGGGGGGGUGUAAAUGUUUAGAAUUGAGGAAAAUCUCAAACAUCUACACUGGAUUAUUUUUUUCCCCUAAAACCAUUCGCAGUUGUGCCAGUACAUUGAAUAGUUAAGGUCAGUAGUUAAAAAAAAAAAAAAAAGCC